GUCCAUCGAGCCAGCAGCGAGAGAUAGCAGCUCUCGCCCCAGCCGCUGGCCAACAGUGAGCAGUAACUGAAAGGAGGACGCUUGCACACUAUGUCGGAGAUGGCGAUGGCGAAAGCAGCCCCCGAGAAGGAAGUGGACACAGCAUUAUUGGUCACGCGCAAGAAUCCGCGCGGGAUCCCGGAAGUGGUCUUCAUCGAUGAUGUCGUCCAAUUCCUGGCGCGACUAGGUGUAGAAGAGGUGGAAACUCCCAUCGGGGCCUUCAACGAGCUCUACAGCAAGUACAAGCUGAUGGAGAGCAACAUGGACAAAGCCAAGCAGUCCAUGAAGGACAAAGUGCCCGAAAUUGAGCGCUCGCUCGAGCUCGUCAGGCACCUCCAGGAACGACAGGACAAGGAGGAAACCGUCAAGACUAACUAUAGCCUAGCCGACACAGUGUUCGCAAAAGCAGAACUUAAGUGUGACGGCCGGGUAUGCAUCUGGCUUGGGGCAUCGGUGAUGGUGGAGUACACAUACAAGGAGGCUCUGGAGUUGCUCGAGAGAAACUUGGCGACUGCCCUGGAGAAAAAAAAAACAACACAGGAAGACUUGGAGUUUUUGCGAAACCAGAGCAUCACCGUGGAGGUGAACAUGGCGCGCUUGUACAACUACGACGUCCUGAGGCGGCGGAAGGCAGAAGAAGCCAAAAAGAGGAAAGAGGAGGCUAAGUCCGCGGCGUGAUAACCUGAUCACCUCGAACGGGCCUUGAGAUUAGUUAUAUCGUUAUAUGUUUUAUCCAACUCGAGUU
This is a messenger RNA of Ectocarpus siliculosus, 784 nucleotides long. Lineage: Eukaryota; Phaeophyceae; Ectocarpales; Ectocarpaceae. The record is from the annotation of a GenBank genome assembly.